GCAAAUCAAGAGUGAUAGCGCUGAGGGGGUUUGCUGUGCUGGGCGUUUGAUUUCCCCCAAAAAUACCUUUAGUAAUCCAAAAGGAUCUAGCCCAUCCUAGGUUUUUUUAAAAAAAUAAUCAAGGGUUGUCACCACACAGCUCUUUUCCUGUGCGCACUCCCAUGAAACCCAAGGUAGAAUAUCCUGUGCUCGAGAUGGGUAAAGUCGUCACAGAUGACGAGCUAAGCACCGAAAGGUUGAGUGCAAAUGCAUGCUUCGAUUCAUCUCCAGAGCUUGCGUUUUGUGGGACGCCCUCAGAGUCGGAGAAUUGCCUUCACGGACCCAAAUCAACUUGCGACCAGCUUGCAGUUAACUCAGAAUGGGCCAAGAAGACAAAGGGAGUUUCCACAGCCAUAACCGAGGAAGUCCUCACGCGGUAUCACAACCUCAAGCAUAAAGUUUUUCAAGAGUUGUGCCAACGAUACUACCGUAGGUGGCUGUUUUGCAGUAUGGCUUCACGUGGAACUAAAUCCAGACUGGUUCAUCAAGACUCAUUACCUUCCAGCUUGAAGCGGACAGGGGGUACACAUGAUAUAGGUGGAUGGAGUGGCACCAAGGAUUCAAUAUUUUAUUGUAGUGAAAGUUUAUGUGGGGGUUGCAACCGUAACGCUCACCGUGGGUCUAUCUGUAGUAACCCUGACGGCCGUGUAAACGCAGAGCAGUCAUCAUCUUAUGGAGAGUUGCCAUCAGUUACACCCCAUCAUUUCAAAUCAGUUUCUAUACCACUUUCUGCACGGUCGCCAUCACCUUUUGAAGGUAUUGCGGCGACAACGGUUCCAUCAAAGCUUUUAGACUACGGCACGAAGUCAGACUUACCUCAGCGACGUUCCAUAACCACUUCGGAUCUUCCUUACACCGGGACGCCAGCUGUGGUCCCAAAUCCAGUGCGCAUCUAUCGUGUACAGUAG
Messenger RNA from Phytomonas sp. EM1, 947 nucleotides. NCBI's taxonomy places the organism in Eukaryota, Euglenozoa, Kinetoplastea, Trypanosomatida, Trypanosomatidae. The record is from the annotation of a GenBank genome assembly.